Molecule: messenger RNA, 4149 nt
Organism: Pelodiscus sinensis (Chinese soft-shelled turtle)
Lineage: Eukaryota; Metazoa; Chordata; Testudines; Trionychidae
Source: RefSeq, a predicted model, not a curated record
CUGGGCCCACUGCUCAUCUUAGCGGGAACACUGGUGUCCAGUAAUUGCCAUAUUAGAUCAGAGCAGUUGUUUCAGAGAAAGGUGCAAGAAACCCCCACAGUGGAUGGGUAUAGCAAGACCUGUCCAUAGGGGAGGUUUCUGCCUAUCUCCCAUAAGUUAGUACAUAUGACCUAAAACAUGAAAAUUGGUAUCCCGUAUAUAAUAUUUGUUUAUCGAUAUACUGUAAAAGUUGUCAUUAUGCAUAUAAAUAUUUAAUGCUUUUGGAAUCCUACUGCACUUUUGGCAUCAAUAAUAUCUUGUGGUCGUGAGUUCCAGAGGUCAGUUAUACGUUGUGUGGGAAGGAAAAGUAUUUCCUUUCAUCAUUAUUAAAUUUGUUACACUUCAGUGUAAUAUCUUUGUUCUUGUAUUAUGAGAUGGUAAAUAGGCACAGCUGAUUUACUUUUUCUAUACCACUCAUUCUUUUGUAUAUCCUUCUGUGUGUGAAAGAUAGCAGUAGUCAUUUUGAGGGGUCAAAAAGUUGAUUUGUGGCUUUAUAAAAUAACUGGGGAACACAAUUAUCAGACUAUAAAGGUGGGGGAGCACAUUACAUAUAUGACUGGCUUAGUGGAAAUUUGACUAUAAUGGAGCCAUGUGUAUUUUUCAGUGAGAGAGUCAUUAUUUUGGGGAGUCAAUAAGUCUCAUUUGGUUGAGCUUACGAAGACCUUACACACUGCUCCACACUGUAUCUCUGUCUGUCUGCCUGUCGUCAGAGGGGAAAACAUCUGAACUUCACAUCGGAUCAGUUCCAAACAGGGAACGUUCUAGGCUUCAGCGAUCAGAAUCCUAUUGAUUUGGGCAAAAGCGAAAAAAGGGGAAAAUAAGAGCAUGUAAAGCCAGCUACCCAGCACAGCCACAAGCACCUCUGUAAUUGUUUAUAAAUCUAAGAAAUCAACAGUUAUCACCAUCCAGCAUAACAGUGCUCCAUCUCAUCUCUGCCCGUCCUCCCAAAAGAGUUUAGUAUAGUGACUGAUGGGCUUCUUUCGGGGAGAAUAAUUAGUGUUGGGAAGGAGGAGGCUUUGCAGACAGUGUCUGGCAUAAGGGGGAAAUGGGAGAUCCUGGAAUGCUGGAGGGAAGAAUAAGGGGGCACACAAGGCCCUGGGUGGGAGAGAUUAGGAGUCCUUUAUAUGGGGAAAAGAGGAAAUAGGGAUGCACACAGUCUCUGGUGGUCUUGCAGGGAGACCCUGAAAAAGAGGGUAAGGGAAAUGAAGGGAUGCUGCAGGAAUCCCUGAUGUGUGCAGUGAGCUCUGUGUACUCAAACUGAGAUGUGUGAUCUCCUGUAUACUGGUCUGGAAAUGAGGACAGCUGCUGGAAAUGGAGACAGGACUAGUGGCAGCCUCAUGACCUGAAUACUUUGGCUCUGUGCCUAUUGAAGUCAGUAGGGUUUGGACCAGGCCCUUUGUGCAUUGUGAAAAGCUGGGGAAUUUUUAUCACAUUCAUAAGUAAGUUUUGGGUGAAAACACAAGAAAACAGAGUCUCAUUCUGCAUUGGCUAGAACUAUACAUAAAUUGUUCUGUGUUGCCUAAUCAAUAACAUGCCCUACAGUGAGAUCACUGUUUGGACAGUUAACUUGCAGCGUUGUCUGGAAAGUGAGCAACUAUAUUAAAAUUUCCUUUAGCUAAAAGAAAAGGCAAGUUUGGGAGAUCAGACACAGAUGUUCUGCUGGUUCGUGAAAAUACUUGCUUGGAGUAUCAAAAAGGAACCUUGUAGUUGGUAACUUAUGGUAUCUCUUCAUGGCUCCUGCAGAUGUAUAAUGAUGAUGUGCAAUCUGCACUCUCCCUUUUUUGCUUUCACCACACUCCGUAGGAGCAGACUUGGUCCUCAGGGCUAGUAGACUAUCUCUUCUUUUUAACCAGUGCUGUCUGUCUGUAAAACUAGAAACAGAAAAGAUCUAAAGACAUGUUUUAAAUGAGGCUUUUACUGCAAUUCUUGUUUUAAAUUCUUUGACAUAUUUUAGCAGUCACUGUAAUUCUAAAUAGGUGAGUGGAUUUAAAUCCCCCCAAAAUCCCAAACCAGAAUAGAUUUAAAUUCCCAUUGCAUUGGUGGGCCUUAGAAAAAGGUGUAGGAACACCAAAGGACAAGCAUAUGCCACACACACUUCCCUGUAGGAGCACUGAUUUACAAUGCAAAAGUGUGUAGCAUUCAGUCCUUAAAUUGUGCUUAUUUAGGACUACAUAAUUGCUGCUAAACGUUGUUUUUCUACUGUAGAUACACAAGUUGCUAAACUAAACAUAUGCUGCGUGUUUGUUCUUACAUUAUGAAUAUUUAUUUUCAGAGUUGUUUGUUUCUGCAAUUUAAAUAUAAGCGUGUCUGUUCUCUUUGAUCUUCACUUUCUUUAUUUCAUGGUCAAAAUAAGCCAAGUUGUUACAUGCAUAGGAAAGAGGUUGGCUCAUGACUGAAAACAGUCAUUGUUUACUUCUUUAGAAGUCUGGAACAUUAUGCUCUGGAAAGCAUAUCCUGAUUAACUGCGGGCAGACAUUUUGCCGGGGUGGAACUCAGCGACCAUGCUACAAAAUCAUGUAUUUUCAUGAUGCUUUGCGCAGGAUCAACUUUGAAGAAGCACACCAGGCAUGCAGAAGAGAUGGUGGACAUUUAGUCAGUAUUGAAUCAGAAUCAGAACAGAGACUGAUUGAAAAAUUGAUUGAGAGUCUCCUGGCUUCAGAUGGUGAUUUUUGGAUAGGACUUAGGAGAAAAGAGGAAGAUGUGGACAAUAGCACAGAAUGUCAGGGCCUGUACUCAUGGUCGGAUGGCAGUAUGUCCAAAUUUCGGAACUGGUAUAUAGAUGAGCCUUCCUGUGGGAGUGAGAUCUGCGUGGUGAUGUACCAUCAGCCCUCUGCCCCAGCAGGGGUUGGAGGUUCCUAUAUGUUUCAGUGGAAUGAUGACAGAUGCAACAUGAAAAAUAACUUCAUUUGCAAAUAUUCUCUUGAAACACCAACUGCUGCCUCAGAAGAGAAAUCCCAAGUGGAUGUUGUCACAGGAUCUUUGAAGCCAACAUUCCCAGAAGAACGCAUUAAGGAAGAUGCUAAUGAAACCUUUAAAGAAACCAAAGAACCUGUUUUGAGUCUUGCCUACAUCUUAAUUCCCAGUAUCCCGUUGCUCCUUCUCCUGAUGCUCGUUACAGCCGUCUUCUGUUUUUGGCUUUUUGCAAAAAGGAGACGAGAGCAAAUGGAGGCAAGUCCAAAGGUGCAGGAUGCCUGGAUCUCUCCACACAGGAGGAACAGUCCAAAUUUUGAGAUUUACAAUGUAAUUAAAAAACAGAUGGAAACAGAUCUGGCUGGGACAAGGCCAGAGAUUAAGAAUUCUUCAUUCCGCACGUGUUCUGAAGAUCACGCAUCUGACAACCUCUCUGGAGAUUAUGACAAUAUGGCUGUGAAGACUUCAGAGAGUGGCUUUGUGACGUUAGCUAGUACUGAAAGUGGCUUUGUGACCAAUGAGAUCUAUGAGCUGUGCAAUGAUCAGGUGGGACCAAGCAAGGAGUCUACCUGGGUGGAAAAUGAAAUUUAUGGCUAUUAAAGAAACUGGAAAUGGAUGUAGAUGACACAGCAAAUGAAAGCACCUGUAGCUUCCACACAUCAUAUUGAACAGUGAACACAAAGAUAAUGUGUGUGGCAGUGCAUUCUGGUUUCAGGUCACCCUUGUGCUUGUUCUUUUUAAAGGAUAUGUUAUUUUAAACCGUUGAACACACGAGAAUAUAUGCAGCUUGCCUUGCUUGCAUGAUAGGUCUUGGUCUUGGUUCUUUUUUCUAUUGGAAGUACAAUAUUUCCAGAACGUCAGACUUCAAAAUAUUUCUACAUCUUUUUAACUAACAAUGUUUUCCCCCUGUUUAUGCAUGUGAGCUGUGCUGGAUGCUAAGAAGAUUGAUACAAUAACUCCUCUGAUUGAAGACUGAUGACAUAUUGAUAAUCUCAGCAUGGAUGGGGGUUUUUAAAAAGCACAUAAGUUUUUAAGCAACUCUGAGAAGUCCAGAAUACAUCCAAGCCAAGGAGAUGGUAUGAGGAAACCUGCCAAAAGUCUACGCAAGUUACCCUAUUCUGGAGUUUGUAUCCAAAUCACCAACAAUCCACGAGUAUUUAGACCUGAGCAACAGCGUGAUUGUAAGGGAUGUGCCAACAG